AUAGAUUCUAGAGCAAAUAAAAUGCAGAUUUUCCAUAAGGCGGCAUUGUUCCAGGAAGAUGUCGAUGCAAUGGAUGAAUAAUGAUCAAGGACGAGGAUCAUCAUAUGAUGCAAAGCAAUUACCAAGCCAAGCUGACAGACGGAUCGAGGAUGGAAGGGUCAAGUUUCACGUACAGCCGUCCCAAUCUCGAAAACAAAAUAGGGUUCGCUGUACCCGUUAGGCUUAAAGAUCUUGAGACUGGCAAGGAGUUUGAGAUGAGCAUGAAUGCGGGAUCUGUUGGGAUGGCUGCUACUAACGAUAUGACUACGUUUCAGCCGAGCUCGGGGCGGUGGAUGGUGGAAGAGAAAGAUAAGGAGAGGAGUGGUCUAGGUAAUGUUCAGUCUUUGGUUCUCACCAGUUCCAGUAAGAGAAAGGUCGUGAGAUUGCGAGUCCUUUUCCACAAUCCGCUACACAUGAUACUUAUCCGCUCAUCACACCCUGAUGGAGAGACGACAGAGACGUAGAAAGAGAAGCGGUGGCUCGAUGAUAGCUUUGGCAAACAUUUAUUGCCUUGAUCUUUGUGAGGAAGAUUAGUUGGUUGGAUAAUGCCUUGCACUUGGCUGGAUUACAGGUUUCUAUUUUGUGAAUUGCGGUUCUUG
Hyaloscypha bicolor E is the source of this 638-nucleotide messenger RNA. RefSeq lists its product as uncharacterized. The transcript has 2 exons. NCBI's taxonomy places the organism in Eukaryota, Fungi, Ascomycota, Leotiomycetes, Helotiales, Hyaloscyphaceae. The record is from RefSeq and is a predicted model, not a curated record. The coding region runs from base 81 to 503 and encodes 140 amino acids.